Messenger RNA from Rosa chinensis, 598 nucleotides. RefSeq lists its product as uncharacterized. The record is from RefSeq and is a predicted model, not a curated record. NCBI's taxonomy places the organism in Eukaryota, Viridiplantae, Streptophyta, Magnoliopsida, Rosales, Rosaceae. Bases 242 to 580 code for a protein of 112 amino acids. The transcript has 2 exons.
UCUACUGCUCCUAACUGUUGUCUCAGAGAUAUUGACCAUAUUGACCCCUGCAAAGAAGAAAGCUAAACCAGUUGGUCAAGCUUCACUAGUGGUCUUAUGCUCGCGAUGCAAAGAAGAGUGUGGCAUUUAAGUGUCACAUGAAGAAGUAGAGCAGACAUUUCGUUUUGGCUCUUUCUAGCCCGUCAAGUAGGCCUCGCUAUCGCGAAACUAUCAACCUUCUAGCCCAAGAGAAAAAGAGAAAAUGGAGUCACCACCAUCCCCAAAGGACUCCAAUUUGUUCAAGAAGCUGAGAGUGGCAGCGGUUGAUCAGAAACAAGAGGAGAAGUCUACGAACAAGCGCAAAGACAUUCUGACCAAGCCCUACAUCCCGCCUGCGCCAGUCGCCACCAUUAAGGAAGGAAAGUGGUACACCAGGGAAAAGAGGAAGGCAAUGGAAAUAAGCACUUCCAAGAAGAGGAAACUGCAGCGCAGGUUUUGGAAAGCGAAGCACGCGCUAGAGGCUUUGGACCAGGGCUUGAUCAAGCCUUCGCAAUUGGUCAAGUCACCUGAGCAGUAUCAGAAGGAGAUGGAGGAUCACUGAGGAGAGAACACCUCCGCC